AUCCAUAAUGGAUGUUUUAAAACAUAAAAGUUUUCUAGAAGAGCUGUUGUUUUGGACAAUAAAGUAUGAAUUUCCUCAGAAGAUGGUAACUUUCUUACUCAACAUGCUUCCAGAUCAAGAAUAUAAGGUCGCUUUUACAAAAACUUUUGUUCAGCAUUAUGCUUUCAUUAUGAAAACACUGAAGAAAAGUCAUGAAUCAGAUACAAUGUCCAACAGAAUUGUGCAUAUCAGUGUUCAGUUGUUUAGCAAUGAGGAACUAGCCAGACAGGUGACAGAAGAAUGUCAGCUGCUGGAUAUUAUGGUCACUGUGCUAUUGUACAUGAUGGAAAGUUGCCUUAUUAAAAGUGAGCUGCAAGAUGAAGAAAAUAGUUUACAUGUGGUGGUGAAUUGUGGAGAAGCAUUACUGAAGAAUAACACUUACUGGCCUCUUGUUAGUGAUUUUAUUAAUAUUCUUUCUCAUCAAAGUGUGGCUAAGAGAUUUUUGGAGGACCAUGGUUUGUUGGUUACAUGGAUGAAUUUUGUGUCUUUCUUUCAAGGUAUGAACUUAAACAAGCGAGAGCUAAAUGAACACGUGGAGUUUGAGUCUCAGACAUACUAUGCUGCCUUUGCAGCUGAACUCGAGGCCUGUGCUCAGCCAAUGUGGGGACUCUUAUCACACUGUAAAGUCAGGGAAACUCAAGAAUAUACCCGAAAUGUUGUAAGGUAUUGCCUUGAAGCGCUUCAAGACUGGUUUGAUGCUAUUAAUUUUGUAGAUGAGCCAGCACCAAACCAAGUCACUUUUCAUCUGCCCCUACAUCGUUACUAUGCCAUGUUUUUGAGUAAGGCUGUGAAAUGUCAAGAAUUAGAUCUGGAUUCUGUUUUACCAGAUCAGGAAAUGUUAAUGAAAUUAAUGAUUCACCCACUCCAAAUUCAAGCAAGUCUUGCUGAAAUCCACAGCAAUAUGUGGGUAAGAAAUGGUUUGCAAAUCAAAGGACAAGCUAUGACCUACGUCCAGUCUCAUUUCUGUAAUUCUAUGAUUGAUCCUGACAUUUACCUAUUACAGGUUUGUGCUUCUAGACUUGACCCAGAUUAUUUUAUAUCAUCUGUCUUUGAAAGAUUUAAAGUAGUAGAUUUAUUGACAAUGGCAUCACAACAUCAAAAUACAGUACUGGAUGCGGAGCAUGAAAGAUCCAUGUUAGAAGGCGCUCUUACGUUCCUUGUGAUUCUUUUGAGUCUUCGUUUACAUUUAGGAAUGUCUGAUGAUGAGAUUCUCAGGGCUGAGAUGGUAGCCCAGCUCUGUAUGAAUGACAGGACACAUAGCUCAUUGCUGGACCUUAUUCCAGAGAAUCCCAACCCCAAAAGUGGCAUCAUUCCAGGAAGUUAUAGCUUUGAGUCAGUUUUAUCAGCUGUCGCUGAUUUUAAGGCUCCUGUUUUUGAACCUGGAGGUUCAAUGCAACAAGGCAUGUAUACUCCUAAAGCUGAAGUCUGGGAUCAGGAGUUUGAUCCUGUCAUGGUCAUUCUUCGAACAGUUUACCGUAGAGAUGUGCAGUCUGCAAUGGACAGAUAUACAGCAUUUUUGAAACAGAGUGGAAAGUUUCCCGGAAAUCCCUGGCCUCCUUAUAAGAAAAGGACAUCACUUCAUCCUAGCUAUAAAGGUCUCAUGAGACUUUUGCACUGUAAAACUUUACACAUUGUGCUAUUCACUCUACUUUACAAGAUUUUGAUGGAUCAUCAAAAUCUGUCAGAACAUGUACUCUGCAUGGUCUUGUAUCUGAUUGAAUUAGGACUUGAAAAUUCUGCUGAGGAUGAAUCAGAUGAAGAGGUAUCAGUGGCUGGACCAGAACGUUGUCAUGACAGUUGGUUUCCUGGGAGUAACUUAGUAUCAAAUAUGCGGCACUUUAUAAACUAUGUCAGAGUGAGAGUUCCAGAGACUGCUCCUGAAGUGAAGAGAGACCCACCUGCAAGUACAAGCUCUGAUAGUUUGGGCUCAUUACAACGUUCACGACCACCUAAAGUUCUUCAAAGAGAGAAUUCUGGCACAGCUCAAGUUUUCAGCUUAGUAGCAGAGCGCAGAAAGAAAUUUCAGGAGAUCAUCAAUCGCAGUACCAGUGAAGCAAAUCAGGUGGUUCGUCCCAAAACUUCAAGUAAAUGGUCUGUUCCUGGUUCAGCUCCCCAGUUAACAACAGCCAUUUUGGAAAUUAAAGAAAGUAUAUUGUCUUUGCUUAUUAAACUUCACCACAAACUCUCAGGAAAACAAAACUCCUAUUAUCCUCCAUGGCUUGAUGACAUUGAAGUUUUAAUUCAACCAGAAAUUCCUAAAUACAGUCAUGGAGAUGGUAUAACUGCAGUAGAAAGAAUUUUACUGAAAGCUGCAUUGCAAAGCAGAAUGAACAAACGCAUCAUUGAAGAGAUAUGCAGAAAAGUGACCCCGCCUGUACCACCCAAAAAAAUCACUGCAGCAGAGAAAAAAACUCUGGACAAAGAAGAAAGGCGACAAAAGGCUAGAGAGAGGCAGCAGAAAUUGCUUGCAGAAUUUGCUUCACGACAGAAAAGCUUUAUGGAAACUGCAAUGGAUGUUGAUUCUUCUGAGAAUGACAUUCCUAUGGAAAUCGCCACAGCAGAACCACAAGUUUCUGAGGCAAUAUAUGACUGUGUUAUAUGUGGACAGAGUGGCCCUUCCUCUGAAGACCGACCUACUGGGCUGGUUGUACUAUUGCAAGCAUCCUCAGUUUUAGGGCAGUGCCGUGAUAAUGUUGAGCCUAAAAAGUUGCCAAUCACUGAAGAAGAGCAGAUUUACCCUUGGGACACAUGUGCAGCCGUUCAUGAUGUGAGGCUUUCAUUGUUACAGCGUUAUUUUAAGGAUAGUUCUUGUCUUUUGGCUGUAUCAAUUGGCUGGGAAGGAGGUGUUUAUGUACAAACCUGUGGCCACACCUUACAUAUAGAUUGUCAUAAAUCUUACAUGGAAUCAUUACGGAAUGAUCAGGUUCUUCAAGGCUUCUCAGUGGACAAAGGAGAGUUCACCUGUCCUCUCUGUAGGCAGUUUGCUAACAGUGUUCUUCCUUGUUAUCCUGGGAGCAAUGUGGAAAAUAACCUUUGGCAACGUGCUAAUAACAGAAGCAUAAAAGAUCUCAUAAAGGAGGUGGAGGAGCUGCAGGGACGGCCCGGAGCUUUCCCAUCAGAAACCAACUUAAGUAAGGAAAUGGAAUCUGUAAUGAAAGAUAUAAAAAAUACAACUCAGAAGAAAUAUAGAGACUAUAGCAAGACUCCAGGCUCACCAGACAAUGAUUUUCUUUUUAUGUAUUCUGUUGCUAGAACCAAUUUGGAACUUGAAUUGAUUCAUAGAGGAGGCAAUUUGUGUUCUGGUGGUGCAAGUACAGCUGGAAAAAGGUCUUGUUUAAAUCAGCUGUUCCAUGUAUUAGCCUUACAUAUGCGGCUUUAUAGCAUUGACUCCGAAUAUAAUCCCUGGAAAAAGCUCACCCAGUUAGUAGAAGAUAUGAAUUCACAGUUGGGAAAUGAAGAACAUCAGCCAGAAGUUCCAAUUCUUUAUCAUGAUGUAACGUCUCUGUUGCUCAUCCAGAUCUUAAUGAUGCCACAACCCUUACGCAAAGAACACUUUACCUGCAUUGUGAAGGUACUUUUCACCCUACUGUAUACACAGGCUCUUGCAGCACUUUCAGUUAAAUGCAGUGAGGAAGAUAGGUCAGCCUGGAAACAUGUGGGAGCUCUCAAAAAGAAUAUGUGUGAUGCUGAAAAGUCUUAUGAAGUGUUAUUGAGUUUUGUUAUAAGUGAACUAUCUAAAGGAAAGUUAUACCAUGAAGAAGGGACUCAAGAAUGUACAAUGGUUAGUCCUACUGCUUGGUCACCUGAAUCCAUGGAGAAAUACUUACAAGACUUCUGCUUACCUUUCCUUAGAAUCACCAGCCUUCUUCAGCACCACCUUUUUGGGGAAGAUUUACCUAGUUGCCAGGAAGAAGAAGAAUUUUCAGUUCUUGCUAGCUGCCUGGGACUUCUGCCAACAUUUUACCAAACAGAACAUCCAUUCAUCAGUGCCUCCUGUCUGGAUUGGCCAGUUCCAGCAUUUGAUAUUAUAACUCAGUGGUGUUUUGAGAUGAAAUCAUUUACUGAAAGACAUGCAGAACAAGGAAAGGCCUUGCUUAUCCAAGAGUCAAGAUGGAAGUUACCACACCUAUUACAGUUGCCUGAAAAUUACAAUACCAUUUUCCAGUACUACCACAGAAAAACCUGUAGUGUCUGCACCAAGGUUCCUAAGGACCCUGCUGUUUGCCUUGUUUGUGGUACUUUUGUGUGCCUGAAAGGACUUUGCUGCAAGCAACAAAGUUAUUGUGAAUGUGUAUUGCAUUCCCAGAAUUGUGGUGCUGGAACAGGGAUCUUCCUUUUGAUCAAUGCAUCAGUGAUUAUCAUUAUUCGAGGUCACCGCUUCUGCCUCUGGGGUUCCGUUUAUUUGGAUGCUCAUGGAGAAGAAGACCGGGAUCUUAGGCGAGGCAAGCCUCUCUACAUUUGUAAGGAAAGAUACAAAGUUCUUGAACAACAGUGGAUUUCUCAUACUUUUGAUCACAUCAAUAAAAGAUGGGGUCCACAUUAUAAUGGACUAUGACUUAUCACCUCAGCAUUUCAUCGUAUCAUCAUUUUCAUUAGGAAUUUAUUUUAUCAACAAUAAGCUUUAACUUAAUUUAGAGGAUUAAUGCUUUUGCUGAAGGAAAAAAAGAAAACAUACAUUAUGAAGCCUUUUCAAAAUUAGGUGCUUGGUAAUUACAUUAAUGGUAUAAUGAUUUUUUUAAAGUGUCUGGAAAAUUUAACAAUUAAGUUCAAAUCAUUCUUCAGUGGUCAUUUUUUUAAGUGCACAAUUAAUAAAAAGCACAAUGUGUUCACAAAAUCAUUGAGAAACAGUUCUCCCAACAAUGCAUAUCAGCUAUUUAUUGACACUUAGAGUGGGUGUGAUUUAUUUGAAGUUUUACUGCUUCUAUGUUUUAAUUUGCAUCUCCUCAACAUAAUGCAUCCUUUUUCUCUACCAUUCUUGUGUUGAUUUGAGAUUUUUGCUGUAUGUAAUUAGAAAAAUAUGUAAAACAUGAUUUAUGUGAAAUAUUGUAUAGUAAAAGUUGGUCUAAUAGUAGAAUUUUAAAAAUUUUUCUUAUUGUGAGGAUCUGUUAAAAGUUUAAGGCUUUGCUGAAAACUUAAUCCAUUCUCAGGAAUUUCAUAAAUAUUUUCCCCAGGUAAAUAAUUGAAAUAUCUGUAAAAUAAGUAGAUAGCUGCUGUUAAUAUAAUACAGUACCUUUGGGGGAGUAUAUGUGUGGUUGGGAAAUACUUAAAAGUUAGAGUUUUGGGGUUGCAGAUGUAGCUCAGUGGAGAGUGCUUGCCUACCAUGCACAAGGCACUGGGUUUGAUCUUAAGAACCAAAAAAGAAUCAAAAUUAUUAAAACUUACCAUUUCAUUAGGGUGAAUUAUUGCAAGUAAUAAUAAAUACAUUUUUACUAUAAAAUCAAAGUUUUAGAACAUACAUGUGACAGAUUUUGAAUCUGUUCAUGCCUGCCUUUUAUUACUAACAAAAUUUCUGUUUGUGUGAUUGGACUGGAAAUGCUCAUACUUCCUAACAAGUGAACCCUAAGUUUUAGAACUUCUCUGUCAGCUCAGAAGUUCAGCUCUAUUGUAUUCAUGCAGUCUCAUCACUGUUAUUUCUGCUUGGCUUCCUAGAAGGAAAAAGAAAAAAAGUAGUAAUGACUCCUCAUGAAUGAGCCAUGCAUCCACAUUCUUGGAAACCGCUGUGAAAAGCAAUUUAUAUUGUAGGGUUUUUAAAUCAGUAAGAAAGAGAAUGAUUGAACUCAAACCCACUCUAGAAUUAGGAAAGAAAGUUUACAGAAAAGCAUGUUAUAUAUUGCUGCCAAGAUCUUUUUCAAGUGAUUCAGUAAUUUGAUAAUCAUUUCAUACUAGUAUUAUCAAACAAUUUCUGGUAGUUUGGACUUCCAUGGCUUGUUAUAUAUAAUUACUUUUUUACAUGUAAGAAUAAGAAAUGUCUGAUAAAAUAUGAAAAUAACAUUAGAUCCAUGUUGCAAAAUUUCUUAAAUGACAUGACAUUAUAAAAUAUGAAAAUGAACAUUAAAUGAUGGGUUUGCAUUAAAAUAGGGAAAACAGAGCAGUACAUAUUCAAAUGUGUUCAAAACAUCAAAAAUUAGGCAUUCUAUAAAAGAAAAUACAUGGAAAUAGCUUGCUAUUUUUGUAUACAUUUCCAAAAUAUUAAGAUAACUUUCUGUAAUACUAGACUGAUUCUGUUUGACUAAAUCACUGUUCUUCUCAACACAUUGCUACUUUUUAAAUAUUGUAUCAUAAGUUCAGCCUGUCAUAUUUUUUGCAUUGCUCAUUAUGGAUACCAGACCAUUUGUAAGUGUGGUUGAAGAGCAAAGUGCUUAUUUACAUCUCUAGUAAACACUGUUACAGGAUUCAUGAACUUGAAUAAUUCUGCAGUUUGAAACUCUGAUACUAUAUAUACAUGGUAUAAUGUAUUCAGACUUUGAUUACUACAUAUUUAAAAUGGAAUGUUUUAUGGUUGUGCAUAUGGAUGUGAAGUGAAAAUAUUAGCCUUAACUUUAAAAUUUGGGUAUUUGAUAGUGUUUAUUUUGAUAUUGGUGAAUUAGUCACCAGUAAAUUUUGAAAAGGCACUUGGUUGAAAAUUGUACUUGAAUACAUACAUGCAUGCUGCUAAACUAGAACUUUAAUUUUGCCCAUAACUUUUAUAAGUCCCAUUUAUAAGCCCACUUUUAAAAAUAACAGGUCCAAGUUAGAGUGAUGUGUGUAUAUUAUUCAAAAAAUGUACUGGUGUGAUAUCUUGUAUGAAUGAUCAUUUAAAUACAGUACAUUACUGUAGAAACUAAAUCAACCUUUAUAAUUAAGCAGAAAUUAUAAACUAGGAAUAAUCAACAUUGUAAGAUAUGUUAAUAAACACUUACUGUCA
Molecule: messenger RNA, 6943 nt
Organism: Octodon degus (degu)
Lineage: Eukaryota; Metazoa; Chordata; Mammalia; Rodentia; Octodontidae
Gene: Ubr3
Product: ubiquitin protein ligase E3 component n-recognin 3 (putative)
Exons: 34
Coding region: 8-4594 (1528 amino acids)
Biological process (GO): ubiquitin-dependent protein catabolic process via the N-end rule pathway; protein ubiquitination
Cellular component (GO): cytoplasm; ubiquitin ligase complex
Molecular function (GO): ubiquitin protein ligase activity
Source: RefSeq, a predicted model, not a curated record